ACUCCAAGUCGGGCGAUUGUUGCUUCAGAACCAGCAGCAGAACACCAUGGAGGCGACAACUGGGCAUUACAAGACAUUCAAGUGCCAACUGAGCUCAAAGAUGGCGAAAUCUUGGUCGAGAUGCUAGCUACGGGAAUUUGCCACACGGACCUAUCUUUGACAGCUCCAGGUCAAGGACAGACAUUCCCAAUCGUGCCUGGCCAUGAAGGCUCCGGAUACGUCAAAGCGGUAGGACCCAACGUUACAAAGCCAAUCAAGCCCGGAGACCCGGUGCUGCUUUCCUUCGACAGCUGUGGUAAUUGCAAGGAAUGCCAUGAGAAGCGACCGGCUUACUGCGAUACAUUCGCCCCGAUGAAUCUUUACGGCGAAUCUGAUGUGUUCAAAUCAAGCGAUGGCUCUUCUGGUAUUGGCGCCAAAUUCUUCGGGCAUUCCAGCUUUGCCAAGCUGAGCCUUGUCAAGGAAUCUACCGUUUUGCCUGCGAAGGACUUGAUCAAAAGCAAGGAGGAAUUGCAGCUAUUUGCGCCGCUCGGAUGCGGAAUUCAAACAGGCGUAGGUGCGAUUCUCAACCUAGUGAAGCCUUCACCGAGCGAUACUGUGAUGGUGACAGGACUUGGUGGCGUUGGCUUGAGCGCAGUAAUGGGCGCUAGAAUCGCUGGUUGCAAACGUAUCGUGGCUGUAGACAAGAAUCAGGAACGCAUCGAUAUGGCCAUCGAGCUAUUCGGGGCCACACACGGUCUGAACACAACUGAUAUCACGGACCUGACAGCUGCUAUGAAAGAAGUUGCUGGAGGUCGAGGACCAAACGUCGUAAUCGAGACGACAGGAGUGCCCGUGGUAGUGGAGAGCUCUUACUAUUCUGUCGACACCCGUGGAGCGUAUGUGCAGGUCGGCGGGCCUGUAAGCCCAGACUACCGCUUCUCACUCGACCUGGUCCAGCACCUUUUCCGAGGCAUCAGGCUGUGGGGAUGCGUGGAAGGCGACAGCUUUCCAGGAGAGUUCAUUCCGGAGAUGAUCAAGCAUUAUCGCGCUGGAAAGCUGCCGGUUGAUAAAAUGGUCAAGUAUUAUCCGGCUGACGACUUCAAAACAGCAUUGCACGAUAUGCAUGCUGGCAAGACGAUCAAGCCUGUUCUGUUAUGGUAG
This is a messenger RNA of Pseudocercospora fijiensis CIRAD86, 1140 nucleotides long. RefSeq lists its product as uncharacterized. NCBI's taxonomy places the organism in Eukaryota, Fungi, Ascomycota, Dothideomycetes, Mycosphaerellales, Mycosphaerellaceae. The record is from RefSeq and is a predicted model, not a curated record. The annotation marks the transcript as partial. Gene Ontology annotation, molecular function: oxidoreductase activity; zinc ion binding. The transcript has 3 exons.